UCCAACAUGCGUGGACCUGGAAUGACUAUGCAUAGAUCACCCCUAUUUGUUUGGUCUGUUCUAGUGACAGCAUUCCCACUUUUAUUAUCACUUCCGGUACUGGCAGGGGCAAUUACCAUGUUAUUAACUGAUCGAAACAUUAAUACAACCUUUUUUGAUCCUGCUGGAGGGGGAGACCCAAUAUUAUACCAGCAUCUCUUUUGGUUCUUCGGUUUUAAAUGGCCCUUUUCAGAUUCAAAUCUGAAUACGCAUUGCGCUAUAUGCUGGGACUGUCUGCUUAAUGGUACUCCUACUAUGUUCAUAAGUGGUUUUAUAGUCAAACCCCGAUCUAGUCAAAAUGGAGUAUCUAAGACACAAUCAGCAGGUAACCAACGACAUAAAAGCAGUCUAGUAGGAACCUCAGAGACUACAUGCGCAACAACUUAUCCUAAAUCCUUCUGUGAGUGGCUAGCUGGAAUUAUCGAUGGUGAUGGAAGUCUUCAAGUUAGUAAACAAGGAUAUGCUUCUCUUGAAAUUACUAUGGGACUUGAAGAUCUACCACUACUACGAUAUAUCCAACAUAUGCUUGGUGGAAGUAUUAAAAUGCGAUCAGGUGCUAAAGCUUAUCGUUAUCGACUACAUAAUCAACUUGGUAUGAUUAAACUAAUGAAUUGUAUUAAUGGUCAUAUUCGACAUUCAGCACGACUCCUUCAACUACAUCGUGUCUGUCAAGUACUGGAUAUCCCUGUCAUUCUACCUAUUACACUAGAUGCUCCAUCAAAUUGGUUUGCAGGAUUCUUUGAUGCUGAUGGUACCAUUGGUAUCGCUAUGAAGAAUCGACUACCUCAACUAAGUAUUCGAGUAACUAAUAAACUUCUACAAGAUGUAGAGUCUUAUAAGGUAGUAUUUGGAGGAAAUAUCUACUUUGAUAGUAGUCAAAAUGGUUACUAUCAAUGGUCUGUACAAAGUCGAAAAGAUGUUAUCAUGAUGCUAGAUUACUUUAAAUCAAGUACUUUUCGAAGUCAUAAAUCACGACGAUUCUUCCUUAUUGAGGAAUAUUACAGUCUUUACGAUCUCAAAGCAUUUAAACCUGACAGUAUUCACCAUGAUUUUGAUAGUAACAGACAAAUUCAUUGA
Sesamum indicum (sesame) is the source of this 1116-nucleotide messenger RNA. The record is from RefSeq and is a predicted model, not a curated record. Lineage: Eukaryota; Viridiplantae; Streptophyta; Magnoliopsida; Lamiales; Pedaliaceae.